Molecule: messenger RNA, 411 nt
Organism: Arctia plantaginis
Lineage: Eukaryota; Metazoa; Arthropoda; Insecta; Lepidoptera; Erebidae
Source: the annotation of a GenBank genome assembly
AUGAUACCACAGCAUGGCGUCUCAGCGCGCAGUAGCGUAGCACCAUACACAAUCACCACCAGUACGAAGACAGUGAAGAGCGGUACACCCAUGGAGGUUGUGAUCACAGGCAAAUCGAGCAGCGAUAUCAUGCGUGGUAUGCUGAUGCAAGCUCGCUACGGAGAUGAAAUAGUGGGCACGUUCACAUUGAACCCUAACGAGCGAUUUGCCCAACUUAUUGACUGCGGUGCACCCGGCAACGCGGUGACACACAAGAAGCAUGAUGAAGCAGACCACAAACAAACUCUCGCUGUCAAGUGGACGCCCCCUGCCGGCUUUAACGGCGAUAUUAAAUUCAGGGCCACCAUAGUACUCGACGGUAAAACUUUCUGGGUGGGUGUAGAAUCCGCACCUAUCAAAGUAGUCAGUUAA